Messenger RNA from Triticum turgidum subsp. durum (durum wheat), 1533 nucleotides. Lineage: Eukaryota; Viridiplantae; Streptophyta; Magnoliopsida; Poales; Poaceae. The record is from the annotation of a GenBank genome assembly.
AUGGCUGCUCCUUCCGGUCCCGGUCCCGGUCAGGAACCGCCGGCGGGGAGGCAGUUGAGCUACCACCUCGCCGCUGCUGUGAGGAGCAUCAACUGGACGUAUGCCAUUUUCUGGUCCAUCUCCACCGGCCCAGCGGGAGUUCUGGCGUGGAAGGAAGGAUUCUACAAUGGCGAGAUAAAGACGAGAAAGAUGACCAGCUCAACCACGACGACGGAGCCGAGAAGCCAGCAACUGAGGGAGCUCUACGAGUCGCUCUUGUCCGGCGGCAACUCCGACCGCCGGGCAAGGCUCUCGCCGGAGGAUCUCGGCGACGCUGAGUGGUACUACACCAUAAGCAUGAGUUACACCUUCCGGCCUGGCCAAGGGUUGCCAGGCAAAAGCUUUGCGAGCAAUCAACACGUUUGGGUGUACAAUGCUCAAUCCGCAGAUACCAAAACUUUCGAGCGCGCGCUCUUAGCAAAGACCGUGCCUAUUAAGGUCAGCACACUACUUCCAUCACGCUUCCAUCAUUGCAUAUGCAUUGAUCUAUCACGUACAUGUGUUCCCUUCACAUCUCUCAUCUCAAGUUGGCUCGCAUUUUUCCAGACAGUCGUUUGCAUUCCCUUUAUGGGUGGUGUGCUCGAGCUCGGGACGUCGGAUCCGGUUUUGGAGGACUCGAACAUGGUGCAUCAGAUCGGCACAUCUUUCUGGGAGCUUCACUUACCAUCGUUCCCGGCAUGCUCGAAAUCAGAGGAGCCAUGCUCCAACCCAUCAUUAGCAAACGAAACCAGCGAGGCUGGCAUCAUGUUGGAAGACCUCGAUCACAACGCCAUUGAGGGGAUGAUCUCUGAGCUAAGGGAGGUCGAGUGCCUCUCUGACGUCAACCUUGAGUGCGUCACAAAGGAGAUGGAUGAGUUCCAAUUCCUCCUCGAGGGGCUGGACAGUUGUGCUCUCGAGGACAACUGGGUCAUGGACAGGUCCUUUGAGUUCAUUUCUUCCCCGCAAACGGUGUCGUCUAUGGACUACCCAUGCACGGAAGAUGUGAUCGUCACUUUAAGUAGCUCCGUUCAAGGUACUCGACCAUCCUGUUUUAUAGCCUGGAGGAGGUCACUGGAGUUGAAAGAUAUGGUUGUGCGGGUCACCGACACCGAGGAGUCACAGAAGUUGCUAAAGAAAAUUGUGGCUGGCGGUGCAUGGACGAACAAUGGUGAUGGUGGCAGUAUGGCAAGAGAUCGGGAAAGUAACAUCAAGAACCAUGUCAUAUCAGAGAGAAGGCGUCGCGAGAGGCUCAACGAGAUGUUCAUGGUUCUCAAGUCACUCGUCCCAUCCAUUCACAAGGUGGACAAAGCAUCAAUCCUCCUACAAACGAUAGCUUAUCUCAAGGAGCUGGAGCAAAGGGUAAAAGAGCUAGAAUCCAACAGAGCAACAAUAGAAUGGAGGCUCCAUGAUGUCGUAGGCGGGAAGAAGAAUGUCUCAGUUGGAUCCAAGAGGAAGGCAUUGGAAAGGGAGCAUAAUGAUGGCCAGAGCAACAUCGUCAAUGUGACCGAGAUGUAG